AUGGCGUUCCCACCACCGGAAGCAGAGGCUUCCUCCAGCAAAACAUUCCAAUCGUCCCCCGCCGCGAGACGCAUAUCUCCCUCGCCUAUCCGUCGCGUACAAGAUGAUCUUCAGCCGACGCCUGCAGACCUCGAAGCGAUGGGAAUCAAAGUCCGCGAUUGGGCAUACAACAACCCUCUGGUUCCACUGAAGUCGAUCAAACACCCGAGCAGGCGGAAUCCUAGAGCGUUGAAGCGUUUACGACCCGAUGGAACGGAGGUGUUGGAUCACGGAUAUGGGUUUAUCAUGGGGGUUGCUCGCACACGACCGCCGGACAGCCAUCCCGUCACGGGCGAGCGACCGAACAAGCUCCGACGCACGGACACGUCGCUCUCGAUCCCAUCCCACUCCUCGCUAUUCUCCAUGCUGCGCGGGAACUCGAUCACUGCAGGCGAAGAAGCUGAUCUGCGCGCGGCGUGCGAUGUGUUCUCGCAGCCGUUGUCGCAGGAACAAUGGCCCCAGUCGCAAGGCACUCCGCCCCCGCAGUCGCAAGAGCACUCGCAAGGGCAUCCCUCUUCCCAGCACCAGCCCCCGCACACCCCAAACAAUCCCUCCGAUUACGAAAGUUACGUGCCCACUCCUCCCAUCACCCCGAAUGGCACGAUGCUCUCGCUCACUGAUCCGCCCGGGAGCGAUGAGCUUCCGACUGUAACCCAAGAAGGAAACACCCCGCCCCUGGAAGAGCCUCCUCGGACGAACACCCCAUUGCACAACCCGAACGCAGUCGCCUCGUUGACAAGAACGCUGUCGCGGCUGUCCUCCCUUUCUUCCUUGACCCCGAUGACGUCGCCCCCGUCGUCACCUGUCCCGUCUUCUACGCCCCGCUAUGCGCUGCGCAGUCACGGUGCUGCUGUCGUGUCGCCCCGAGCUUGA
Molecule: messenger RNA, 912 nt
Organism: Mycena citricolor
Lineage: Eukaryota; Fungi; Basidiomycota; Agaricomycetes; Agaricales; Mycenaceae
Source: the annotation of a GenBank genome assembly